This is a messenger RNA of Haplochromis burtoni (Burton's mouthbrooder), 4563 nucleotides long. RefSeq names its product GATA zinc finger domain-containing protein 14. The record is from RefSeq and is a predicted model, not a curated record. Lineage: Eukaryota; Metazoa; Chordata; Actinopteri; Cichliformes; Cichlidae. Bases 522 to 2759 code for a protein of 745 amino acids. The transcript has 6 exons.
UCCUCAAGCUGAUCAGUGUGUUGAAUGGACUAACCACCUUGGCGACUCCAGACUUGCAACAGUAGGCAAUGGCAAUCUGAUGGAUGGUUAGAAGCCAAAGUUAAAAGGAUUAUUCCUGGCCGUCGAACACAGAAGGUCUUUGAAGCCAGAAGAAAUCACCUGUCUGGCGAUGCCCCAGUACCUCAUCUCAGACAAAGUGGAUGAAUCUAUCAGCUGAACUUUCUCAACCUGUUAACUUACCAUGGUGCCAAGAAAGCUUGCGUGAUUCUAAAAGGUGUUCUUGAAGACAAGCAGCUGGAGUUUAACAGUCCCCUUUGUUCCCAAUGUUCCCAGUGUUUUUAGAACCCUUCCUUGGAGUUUCUGUCACUUAUCCUCUAAAGGGAAUUUAUUUUGUUGACAUGAUUAGCACCAACACCUCUCAAUCAGAAGCAAAUGAUUUCCAUUGAUGGUGUUUGUCCCCACAAAACUAAAGCCUUUGAAGACUGUCAAUUUCCGAGGAAUAAUUUGGACUCUGACCAGAUAUGGCCAGAGACGUCCGUCCUCUGAGCCAAAUGCCUUUGUCUACAAAGCACAUGCAACGGGUGGGAGCUACUCUGGGGCUUGUCCUCCCUUUCAUCCCCCUACGAUCUCUUAUUUUCUAUUACUUCCUUUCAUGUGCAGCAGCAGCAGGUAGUUUACCUGGCAUAGAAUAUGAUUAUGGCAUUAGCCCCAAAUUUGUUUGUACUCCCAUUCCUCCAGAAGCAGAUCCCAGCUGCUACUCGCCACCCAAUGUGCCCCAUGGACCAAGCAGUAACAGCCAUAGCAGUGACCACAAUGGCGGGAGCAGGCGAGGCAUGAUGUCCGACGAGGCCAAAGCCACUAUUCUGCACUUGCGUGAGAGCCUUGUGAGGCAGAAGGAAACCAUCCUGGACCAGCGAGAGACAAUCAGGGAGCUGAAUGCUAAGCUCACCUUAUGUGAGGGCUUUGGGGGUCACCACAGCACUGGUCACCAUGACAGUCACCAUGACAACCACCACGACAAUCAUCACGAUAGCCAUCACGAUACCCAUCAUGACAACCAUCAUGAAAACCAUCAUGAAAACCAUCAUGAUAACAACCAUAACAACCAUCACGGUACCCACCAUGACGACCAUCAUGGACAUCACGGCAGCCAUCAUGCAUCAUUGUCACUGCACCAUGGGCCUUCAGGAUAUCACAGCAAUGACCACCAUUAUUCCCACGGCAGCCACAGACUGGACCACAACAGGAAGGGCUCGUCAUAUAGCAAACACAGUUCCUUCUCUCCAGAACAGACUGGAAAAACCCUGCAGACACUAAAGGAGAGGCUGGAGAACUUGCAGGCCAGGAACUCCUCCAGCUCCUAUUCCAGCUCCCUGAGAGAACUUCUGCAGAGGAAGAUCAAUGCUUUAGAGGAACAGCUACACAGGUACUACAGAGAUCACCAUGACUAUGGUCACCAUAAUGACCACCAUGGAGAUCAUCAUGAUGACCAUCAUGGCAACAGCCACCAUGAUAGCCAUCAUGAUGGCCACCAUGGCAAUAGCCAUCAUGAUGGCCACCAUGGCAAUAGCCAUCAUGAUGACCACCACGAUGACCACCAUGAUGACCACCAUGAUGACCAUCAUGAUGACCACCAUGAUGACCAUCAUGAAGACCACCAUGAGGACCAUCACAAUGCCCAUCACAGCAACCACCAGAACAGGCAUUGGUACAACCGCCACACUGGACACCAUAAUCGCCAUCGUGAUCACCAUCGUGACCACCACUAUGAUGGGCACCAUGGUCGGCAUUAUAAUCAUUUCAGCAGCCACCAUAAUGACCAUCAUGACGAUCAUCACGAUGAUCACUAUGGUCAUCAUGAUGACAGUCAUCACAGAGAUCAUGAUUACCACCAUCGACCUGGAUACCAUGACAACCACCAUGAUGAUCAUCAUGACAACCACGAUGAUCAUCAUGACACCCAUCAUGGCAAUGACCACCACGAUGACCACCACCAUGACAAUGAUCAUCACCCGCGACGGCUUCCUUACACCAGUAAAGAAACGAGUCUGAGGGGCACUGGACACAGCAAGCUGGAAACAGUACUAAGCCAACUGCACCACAGCAGCACUGACCAUGGGAACCAAAAGAAGCUAAAGAGUCCCACUGCCUUCCUGUUAGACUUCCCCAUGAGGACUAACUACAUGUAUGGCAGGAUGAGGCGGUCAGUGGUGACGGAGAUCUUUGCCUUGACCAUCUGCCUGUGGCUGAAGGCAGGUGCAGGUCCUGGUCUUGGCACUCCCUUCUCCUACUCGGUGCCCGGGCAAGCUAAUGAGCUGGUACUAAUUGAAUGGGGCAGCAAUCCCAUGGAGCUGCUAAUUAACGACAAGGCGGCGACUUUGCCCAUAACUAUGACAGAUGAAAAGUGGCAUCACGUGUGCGUGACGUGGUCCACACGUGAUGGUGUCUGGGAGGCCUACCAGGAUGGAGCGAAGAAAGGCACAGGGCAGAACCUGUCAGCCUGGCACCCAAUCAAACCAGGAGGGAUUUUCAUCCUUGGUCAGGAGCAGGACACAAUGGGAGGCCGCUUUGACGUCACUCAGUCUUUUGUGGGAGAGCUGUCAGAUCUCCAGUUCUGGUCCAGGGUGUUGACAUCCAGUGAGAUUUACAGCCAAGCAACCUGUGGCGGCCACCUUGUUGGUGAUGUCAUGUCAUGGUCGGAGGAGUCGGUUGAGCUCCACGGAGGCCUCACUGAGCUUUCUUUUGAUCCCUGCCACUAAAGAUGGACGCUGACCCCAGGGCUGUAGGAUUAUCCUUUUCUAGUAAUUGAUAACAUGGUUGUGUCAAAAAUGGCUGACAAGUGGAAAUACAUUAUUUGAUCAUUGGUCAACCAUAAAGUGAUCGUUUCUCUCAUUUCUUCUUCCAUCAUGUUGGCUGCAGAACUUUAAUAGCACAAGCUCAGCUGUGGGCCACGAGCAGUGUGAGGACUUUGGUUGUUUGGUUUUUUUGUAUUUUUCCAUUCCUGCCGGAUCCUUCUGCCUUCUCCACCUACACCCUCACUUCCUCGCUCGAACGCUCCCAGCAGGACACCUUUGAAGGCUCCAAAGAGUGCAGGGCUUUGGAUUUACUGGCUGCACGCUCAUGACUGCAGCACCUCUAAGAGAUCCAACACACAUAAUAGGAUUUCUUUCAAUUGGAACAAGCCCAAAGGUUGCUGGUUUACCAUUAACUGCCCUGCGCUAGCUUGUUCUGUGCGGUUUAUGAGCAACAUAGACAUUACAGAAGGUGAAAGAGAUGCUAAACGAAGCCACAUAGAAACCUGAGUGAGGACUUGUGCGUGCUGCUAAAGAACCGAUAGUAAGGUUGCAGUACACAGCAGGGCAAAGCACUGCAUACUGAUGGUUGUUUUGCACAUUGAGAUUUUGACAGACUAUUCUUUUUGUAUUAGUAUUUCAUAUUGAAAACUCUAAAAAUAUGUGGGGGGGGUUUGUAGAAUUAACUAUAACAUGCUUUUGUGUGGCUUUACAAUGUGAGUACAUAUUUCAUAACAGUAAAUCGUGCAUUUUGUCAAUGCAGGACUGAAAAUGUUUUAACCUUUGGUUUUUCUUCUGUCUGUAAAUGAAUCAUUGUGAAAGGUUUGUUACAUAAGAGCAAAACAGCUCAAUGUCAGACACGACACAUUACAGCCACGAGCCACCUGACUGCAUCAAUUCAGGUUAACAACGUGUCACCGCGCUAAUGCUGAUGUCUCCUUGGGCAACCACUGGCUUACAGUGGGAUUUACCUGUGAACAACUGAUCUGAUCCUGCUUAUUUCCGACAAGCUCAAACCGCAUGGCAGAGUCAGACACACAGAAGCUAAACCUGUAAAAAGACAUUGUUGAUCUCGUGUUAAUCAUUUGUAGCUGCACUUUCAUUGUUUUAUAACAAGAGUUUGGGUUUUUUUGUACACGUAAAUCAAAUAUGAAAGUAUUUAUUAUGAUUGUUCUCUGGUUGUAAGCAACUUUUACUUAACCCUGUGUUUAUUUGUAAAGCUCAUCUUUUGAAAUAAACUGUUAUAUAUUUGCUAAUUAGAGCCCUUCUGAAUUAAACUCACGUAUCCUCCAAUGAAAUUUAAUUCAGCAGAAUCAGUCACCUCAAAGAGCUUUAUAUAUAGGUAAAGUAGAUAUUUUCAAAUUAUCUUAAUCCAAACCAAAAGAAAAUUCUCCAAAUUUUCUCCAUAUGUUCAUAUGUUUCUACACACAUCUAUAUAUGAUGUGACAUAUAUAUAUAUAUAUAUGAUGUUCUUCUUUUGUCUGUACUCCUAUACUUCACAUUUAUACCUCCUUCUUCCAAUACAAAAAUGUGUAGUUUGUAAGCUAAACUUUAAAAUGCAUUAUUAACAUAAAUACUUGCUUAUCCUCACCUUCAGUGCACAUUUCAAUAGUUUUUUUUGGUUUCUUUAUUUUUUCUUUAAAUUUGUUUUUUGUCUUUUGCUGUAAAUAUGCUGAGUAUAUUCCACUACCCCUUCCCACAUGUGUAAGCCAAAAACUACAGUAUAAACUGAAAUGUAAAACUUGAAAAAGAAGAGAAAUGCUCUAUAAAC